AUGCAUAUCUCCGCACCCGCUUUCAUUGCCCUCAUAGCAGCAUCCCUCACCAUCGCUGCCCCCACAAAUACCAACCCCUCCCACAAGAAAAGCUACCUCGAAGACUGCGAAAAAGACCUCAACGAAAAGUGGAACAGGCCAACCUCAACCUGGAAGAAACACGAAAGACUCUUCGACUUCGACGCAUUCUACAUCGUCAAAGCGACCCCCGACCAAGUCAUCAACACAACCCAGACCCCUGCUCCCGGCCAGCCCGGCGCAAAAGGCCUGUUCAAAUACGGGAUUAAUGUUGCUGAGAAUACGAUCUGCUAUAAUAUCACUCUCUUCGGCGUGACAGGCCCCUACCAGUCCGCCGCCCUGACGGCCACACACAUCCACGAAGCACGCAAGGACCGUUCAGGCCCGCCGCGCAUCGCGUUUCCCAACCCGAAAGGACCCGAUGAGCGCCGUGUUUCUACAGGGUGUCUUACGGGCCCGUUCAAGACGGGGAUCAACAGCACGGAUGGCGUGGACACGGGGACGGGUUUCCAUGUGAAGCAGAUUGUGGAGAACCCGGAGGCUUUCUUCACGGAUACACAUACGAAGGCGUACGUGCCGGGGGCGGUGAGGGGCCAACUUGGGUAAGUGGGCUGGGCUAGAGAGGGUGUAGGG
This is a messenger RNA of Paraphaeosphaeria sporulosa, 651 nucleotides long. RefSeq lists its product as uncharacterized. The record is from RefSeq and is a predicted model, not a curated record. The transcript has 2 exons. NCBI's taxonomy places the organism in Eukaryota, Fungi, Ascomycota, Dothideomycetes, Pleosporales, Didymosphaeriaceae. Bases 1 to 624 code for a protein of 207 amino acids.